CUCGUCCCUUGUGAAACCCAAAGCGCCAAGGCGGGGGGCGGCCCUGAGGCGCCCGGGGAGAGCUGAGCGGCGCCUGCUGCCUCGGGUGUGGCGCUCCUGGAUGAUUCCUCUCCAGAACUUAUUUCUGAAUGGAAGGAUGCUCUUUUCUGAUAGAAGAUGGUGAUCCUAAUGUAUGAUCAUGGAAAAGGGGAUAAGUUCAGUAGAAGUGUUACCUUCCAAAUCGUCUCAGGUUACAGCUGUGAAAGUGGUGGUCAAAGAGCCUGAAACAAAGCAAACCCAAAGAGGGAAACGAGUGGGAUUUGUACUUGUCCAUGCAGGUGCAGGUUAUCAUUCCGAAUCCAAAGCUAAGGAAUACAAGCAUGUGUGCAAAAGAGCCUGUCAGAAGGCAAUUGAAAAGCUACAGGCUGGUGCUCUUGCAACAGAUGCGGUGACUGCAGCACUUAUAGAAUUAGAGGAUUCUCCUUUUACAAAUGCAGGAUUGGGGUCUAACCUAAACCUUCUGGGUGAGAUAGAAUGUGAUGCCAGCAUAAUGGAUGGAAAGUCAUUAAAUUUUGGAGCAGUUGGAGCAUUGAGUGGAAUCAAGAAUCCAGUUUCAGUUGCAAAUAGAUUGUUGUGUGAAGGGCAGAAGGGAAAACUCUCUGCUGGCAGAAUUCCGCCUUGCUUUUUAGUUGGUGAAGGAGCUUACAGAUGGGCAGUUGAUCACGGGAUACCAGCAUGUCCUCCAGGUAUCAUGGCUACAAGGUUUAGUUUAGCAGCUUUUAAGAGGAACAAGAGGAAGCUGGAGUUGGCUGAGAAGGUGGAAACGGAUCUCAUUCAGUUAAAGAAAAGAAGACAAUCAAAUGAAAAGGUGAUUGACUCAGGAACAUUGGAUACAGUUGGUGCAGUUGUUGUUGACCAAGAAGGAAAUGUAGCUGCUGCUGUCUCCAGUGGAGGUUUAGCACUAAAGCAUCCUGGAAGAGUUGGUCAGGCAGCUCUUUAUGGUUGUGGCUGCUGGGCUGAAAAUACAGGAGCUCAUUCACCUUACUCCACUGCUGUGAGUACUUCAGGUUGUGGAGAGCACCUUGUCCGAACCAUACUGGCCAGAGAAUGUUCAUGUGCUUUGCAAACGGAAGAUGCCCACCAAGCUCUCCUAGAGACUAUGCAAAACAAGUUUAUUGGUUCACCUUUUCUAGCCAAUGAAGAUGGUGUACUCGGAGGUGUGAUAGUUCUUCGAUCUUGCAGGUAUUCAUCAGAGCCUGAAUCAUCACAGGAAAAGCGAACCCUACUAGUGGAAUUUCUGUGGAGCCACACAACAGAGAGCAUGUGUGUAGGAUAUAUGUCUGCCCAGGAUGGCAAAGCUAAGGUUGCUUCAGAAUCUUUGUCUAUACUAGACAUGGAAUAAAACUCACAUUUCAAGACUUCCUCCUGGAGCUGUGGCAGGGCAGUCCGUGGCAAUAGAAGGAGGAGUUUGCCGGCUGGAGAGCCCAGAAAGCUGAGCAGCUGAUUCCUCACUUUGUUGCAAAGAAUGUGAAUGACUUUUUGUACAAUAAGUAUUUUGUGUUUUAACAGAUGUUGGAAAUUCUACUCUUGUUUUAUACCCCGUAUUGCAACCAUGUGCACCAUAACUUGAGACAAGUGCUGCUGUAGUUUAUGUUCUCACUCUGUGAAUGGGAGUGUGUGCAUGUUCAUUUUUUCCCUAAUAAAAUACGAACUCUUCCCAGUUGUGCAAAGAUUAUGUAUGAUUAAUGAUUGCAUUUUCAUUGUUUUAUGUUUGAAAAAUAACCGAAAGUUCAAGAAACUAUUAAUUUAAAGAUACAGUCACAAUUGUCAUUCUUGUUCUAAAUUUAAAAGUAGCAGGCCUUUGAAGUGGCUAUGUAAUUAUGCAAAAAUGUUUAUGGUUUCUAAGUAUCUUGGUGGUUUAAGGAAAUCCAGUGGUGGUUUUUUCCUCUCCAAUAAGGAGGAAUUUUUUUUGUCAAAGAAUGGUUUCAGUGAAACAAACUAGAGCAAAAUUAAGGGUAGAAUUUUUUUAAAUAGUCUUACAGGUCAUAUCUCUGUUCCCGAGCUAAGAUGUUAAUAGCUUCAAGCUGUAUGUAUUACUAAAAGCUAUAUGAAGAUAAUGUAUCGUAAUGCAGUCUUUAUGUAUAAUGGAAUAUUACAAUGUAAAUAAGAAAGCAAAGUUUAUGGAAAGAUUCGAUAUUAUUCUUCACUUCUGUUUUAAAUCUAUUUUUGAGAGGUACAGAAAUUGAACAUAUUACUGGAUGCAAAGUGCAAUGUGUAUUAAAUGGAUGUUGGGAGGUCUGAAACUAGCUUUCUUCUUGAUAAAGGAAGUUCCUAAAGUCCAGCCACAGCAUGGGUAUUUAUAUAACUGUGUGUAAUAUGUAUGUACUGUGCAUAAAUUUACUGUAAUUCUUUUUAUACCUUCAGCAAAAUUGCAUUAUAAAACAAUGUAAUCCUUGUCUGCCUUGUGAAGCACUGGCAGCUGAACUGACGUUUUUCACCAGUUCUAAUACAUUAGCCAGACCGCCUGAGUCCUAAAAGUGAGUUCUGACAUGCAAUCUUCCAUUCAGUACUUAUUUCUUCACAGCACUGGCAGCAAUAGAAGACUUUUAUAAUUAAUUCAUUGUCCCGAUAAAUAUGCCAAAGAGAAACUAAAAUAGUUCAACUUUUUCCCUGGUGGAUAUUUGAUAAUUCUGUUUUCAGAAGUGGUGGAUGAAUAGAUAUUCAGACUGUAUUUGCUUAAUCGGGCAUUGUACUCGCCUGUUUUGUAAUAUUGUGCCUGCCUAUAACAGACAUACUUGACUGAUUAAAUGGUUACAUUGAUUGUAGUACCAAUCUUUCAUGGAAAAAAAAAUCUUAAUAAAUUUUUUUUUAAUAGUCUGAGUUAAUUUUCACUGUUAUGUUGCAGCAUACGUUGAGAUACAGUCAUCUUUGUGUGUUUUUUUAAUUAUGACAUCACUGUAGUCCUAUAGCUGAACAUAUUGCUAUGCAGUUCUGUAAAUAAUAUGAAACGGGGACUUUCUAGGUUGCAGAAGCAAAAGGGUGGAAUACAUCUGUCUUGAAAUAAUCUGUGGUGUUAAUAAUAAUCCAGACUGGAUCCUCACUGAUGUACUCAUGGUUUGAUGAAAUGAAGAACUAGACUCCGUUGUUUCGGAAGUGUUGCAACAACUAAGUUGUGUGGUCACAGCCAUUAAAGUUGCUCUAACAUGCAGCAUUAAAUAACUGUGUGGGCACUUCACUGUGUGGUGAGUGAAAAAUUCAAGAUCAUGCGUUUCUACAUACCCACAUUCAAAAAUGGUGUUGUUUUUGGAAAAGCUGAAGUACCGGUGUUAGCCUGCUUUCCUUCUGAAAGUGCUUUUCAGUGUUGACUUCAUAGAAACUUUGGCAUAAAUGCACUCUUCCAUAGAAUAAGCAUGACGGAAUGGCUUGUAAAAUGUAAAUUGAUAAAUUGCUUCUUCCCCUUACUUGCUUAAUAUCUCUUUAUGGAGAUUCGGAUUCCAGUGGGUGAUAUUUUUCCCCACACUAUCUUAAAACUUUCUUUCUGUGGGUAUAUAUGUACAUAUGACUAGAAUUAUAAAUCAAACAGCAGAUAAUAUGUUUUGCUUUUACUUUGUUUUUGUGUCUAUAUAAUACAUUGACCAAUCAUAUAUUCAUUUUCAAAAAGCCAGGCUUCUUCACCAAGCUACUUGGGUAUCAUUGUUUGAAACUGAGCAUUGUGCCUUUUCGUUGUCCAACUUUUCCUCCCUCUGUCUAGGUAGAGGAAAAAGGAAAGAAAGGAUUCUCUUGUCUAGAGAACCACAGGCAAGGUGCAGAGCACUAACCGGGUUACAGAGCUGACUUUCUGCUGAAGGUACUUAUGAGAAGAAAACUGUUAGCGCAUAUGGAUGUCUGUAUCAGUAAUUGUGCAGACUGGCAGAAACGGAAUUUCCUAUCAUCCAACUCCCACUCAAGCCAAUGGAAGAUCUU
This is a messenger RNA of Cuculus canorus (common cuckoo), 3942 nucleotides long. It is a transcript of the gene TASP1, whose product is annotated as taspase 1. Lineage: Eukaryota; Metazoa; Chordata; Aves; Cuculiformes; Cuculidae. The record is from RefSeq and is a predicted model, not a curated record. Gene Ontology annotation, molecular function: threonine-type endopeptidase activity. Gene Ontology annotation, biological process: protein maturation. The coding region runs from base 173 to 1381 and encodes 402 amino acids. The transcript is spliced from 15 exons.